CACUACCAGACGCACCAAGUCAGUGGCCCUCGUCCUCAACAUUUGUAGUUUUACUCGCAGUAAAACAAGUGAAGAACGAACACAACAAUAUGAUCGUGACACGAAGACAGCAUCACGCCGGUUUUACUUACCUUUUCCUCCUUCGUGGUCCUCCGGGCUUUCAUCUUUUAUGAAAAUUGAAAAUGCGCUGUACUAG
Amoebophrya sp. A120 is the source of this 196-nucleotide messenger RNA. Lineage: Eukaryota; Dinophyceae; Syndiniales; Amoebophryaceae. The record is from the annotation of a GenBank genome assembly.